Molecule: messenger RNA, 2543 nt
Organism: Vitis riparia (riverbank grape)
Lineage: Eukaryota; Viridiplantae; Streptophyta; Magnoliopsida; Vitales; Vitaceae
Product: ataxin-2 homolog
Exons: 2
Coding region: 60-2183 (707 amino acids)
Molecular function (GO): protein binding
Source: RefSeq, a predicted model, not a curated record
UCUCUUUCACUCUCCACCGGAGGAGCCACUGAAGACAACCGCUGCACACCACCUUACAUAUGGAGGCGCCACCCGUAGUACCACCAGCGCCGCCACUAUCCAGCGGCCUCGGUGUAGGUGUUGGAGGGCCCCACAUGAGCUACCCCGAUUCGGUGGACUCCUCGCCGCGGUCCCGCAACACCGACUCCUGGGACGACCCUUUGCCGUCCGUUCCGGGAGCAAAGCUGCGGCUGAUGUGUAGCUACGGCGGACACAUAUUUCCCCGGCCGCACGACAAGUCGCUCUGCUACGUCGGAGGUGAUACUCGGAUCGUGGUCGCCGAUCGGAACUCUACCCUAGCCGACCUCUCCGCCCGACUCUCGAAGAUACUUCUCCAGGGCCGUUCUUUCACCCUCAAGUACCAGCUUCCAAACGAGGACCUUGAUUCCCUCAUCUCCGUCACCACCGAUGAAGACCUCGAAAACAUGAUCGAUGAGUACGAUCGAACCUCCGCCCUUAAACCCUCUCGACUCCGUCUCUUCCUCUUUCCGAACAAGCCGGAGUCGGCGUCGUCGAUCGGAUCCAUUCUGGACAAUUCAACCAAGUCGGACGAUUGGUUUCUCAAUUGCCUCAAUGGUACUAAUCUUAUGACCAGAGGGUUCUCGGAUUCUGCGUCGGUGAAUUGCUUGUUGAGUCUGGAUGAAGAUGCUGUCGCGAAUAAUCUGGAUUCUUCGUCAGCGAGAGACUUGGAGGCUUCUCAGCCAGGAGGUUUUGGUACUUGCAAGACUGUUAAGCAGGGGCAGGAUGUUCAUUCGGUGCCUGAUUCGCCGAUGUUGGAGACGUCUUCAUCGUUUGGGUCCACUUCAUCUUCGCCCUCGCUGGCAAACUUGCCGCCGAUAAGGGUUCAUGUGGAGGAUGGUAGUGGAGGUGGUAGCGUUAGGUUGCAGGAUCAGAAGUUGGGGAUUGAGGAACAGUUCGCCCAGAUGAGUGUUGCUAUGCAGAAGCAAGAUGAGGGUUUUGUUGUUCUGUCUUCUCCAGCUACUGCCGGGGCCGCUGUGCCUGUCAUGGCCGGUGGCGACUACCCUAAUCGGGUUUUCUCCGAUGAUGAGAGAUCAGAUCAAGGGAUGCCGGUGGGUUACCGGAAACCUCCACCGCCGCAGCCGCAGCAACAGCCUCUGCCCCCACAAUCACAGCAGAAAUCAGUUGGUGGCAUUGAUUUGGCCUCCCCAGAUUCAGUUUCAAGUGACAGUAGUAUUCCAAAUGCAAUAUCUCGCCCCAAACCCAUGAUUUAUCAAGAACCAGUCAUUCAAAUUCCUUCUGGAACCAAUAGGGUUUCUUCUAACCCUGUUGAGCAAAAGAUUAAUCUCUUUGAUCCAAACUCCCGGAUUCAUAUGCAACAACCUGUUCAGGAUUCUGGCUAUAUAUUGGCACCCCAAUUUGAUCAGCAGCAACAGCAACAGCAACAGCACCAGCAACAGCAGCAGCAACAGCAGCAGCAACAGCACCAGCAACAGCAACAGCAACAACCCCAACCACAGCCACAAUCACAGCCACAGCCACAAUUCAUUCAUGCUGGCACACAUUACAUCCACCACCAUCCCACAGGGCCACUACAAGUCCCCUCCUUCUACCCAGUGUAUCCUUCCCAGCAGCAACACCAUCACCAUCACCCUCACCAGCUUGAUCCACAGUACCCCAUGUACUUUGUGCCCUCCAGGCAGGCCCAAGCCUACAACUUGUCUAUGCAGCAAUCUAAUUUCAGUGAAGCUGCCACUGGAAUUCCAUCUAGCCGAUCCCAAGCACCUUCUGCUCCUGCCAUGGUCACUUCUCCUGCAGCUUACAACCCCACAAGGAAUGCUCCUCUUCAGAAGCCUGAAAUGGCUGCAGGCAUGUACAGAACAGCAACUGCAGCCGCUCCAUUGGUUCAAGUGCCCUCUAGUCAGCAUCAGCAGCAAUAUGUUGGUUACUCUCAGAUCCAUCACCCAUCACAGUCUAUUGCCCCUCCUUCUGCUGCUACUGCAAAUUAUGCUUAUGAAUUUUCUGAUCCGGCUCAUGCCCAGAUAUUCUAUGCUCAGGCUAUGGCACCCACAUUACCUCAAUACCAGACCAUGACAUCAGCUCCUGCAGUGGUGGUACCAGAAGCAUCUGCUCAGCUUUCCACCGACAACAUCAAGCAGCAGAUCAGAACUUCUCAGCCAUUGUAGGUCAGUUGGGCAAGAACAAACAAUUUUGAAGGAAUGGGUUUGCUUAAGCAUUUAAAGUGUCCAAGUAUCUGUCUUGUUAUUUUUAUUGUUUGUGGCAUGUAUUUGUGAUAGAUAAUAAGGGAACUGAGAGUCUUCCUUUUCUUCUUCUUGUAUGUUAUAUUAUUGCUAUUUAUCAUAGGAAGUGAAAGUGGUCUGAGAACAAUACUGUAAAAGCCCAAACUCAUAUAUUGUGUGUUUGUUCAGUUCAUAUAUCAGUUAAUAAAUGUAAUAUAGGUAGCAAGAGCUUCAAAUUAAAUGUCUGUUUCAGGUGUUUUUCACUUGAUGAAUAAAUAUAAUGAGUAACAAGAACUUCUAGCUGAA